Apiotrichum porosum is the source of this 558-nucleotide messenger RNA. RefSeq lists its product as uncharacterized. Bases 1 to 558 code for a protein of 185 amino acids. The transcript is spliced from 2 exons. Lineage: Eukaryota; Fungi; Basidiomycota; Tremellomycetes; Trichosporonales; Trichosporonaceae. The record is from RefSeq and is a predicted model, not a curated record.
AUGUUCUCCAAGCUUGCCAUCUUCGCCCUCCUUGCCGGCCUCGUUGCUGCUGCCGACUGCGAGCCGACCACCACGUCUCCUCCUCCCACCACGAGCACUACUCCUCCUCCUCCUCCUUCUGGCGUCGCCCUCCACCCCAACACUGCCAGCACCAAGUGCCUCGAUGUCCAGGGUGCUGUCUUCGCGAACGGUACCCCCGUCCAGGUUUACGACUGCAACGGAACCGGUGCCCAGAAGUGGGUCAUCAACCGUGGCAACGGCCAGGUCAAGGUCGCCGGCACCAACUUCUGCCUCGACGCCGGCAGCAGCCCCGCCGACGGCACCAAGAUGAAGAUCUGGCAGUGCUACGACGGCCUCGCUGCUCAGCAGUGGUACUGGACUGGCGACAACCGCAUCGCCCUCACCAACCAGGGCUUCUGCCUCGACAACACUGGCGGCUCGACCUCCAACGGCAACCCCGUCCAGAUCUGGUCGUGCGGUACUGGCAACAACAACCAGGUCUGGACCGCCGUCACCCCCAAGCGCCGCGCCGUUCGCUACUCGUCGUCCGAGGAGUAA